AGUUGUGUCAGACAGCGCCGGCGCGGCGUUAACUCGUCUCGAACGCGAGCGAAUACCAACUAGGCUAGCAAGACCCUCAUAUGAUCUAUACCUACGUGUGCGACGUGUGUGGAUUUGUACCGUGACCACAACAUUCUUCGGAAGUAGUAUAACUAAUUUAAUAAAUAAUCAAUGCAUAAACAUGUUUAACUAAAAAGUCAGUGUAUGUAUUAUGAUUAUAACAUAAUAUACUAAUUGGGGUGUCUGAGGAUGUGCGUUAAUUACGUUAUAUGUUAUAUAUAUCAUUAUAUCUUAUAUAUCAUUAUACAGGAGUGUUGGCGAUUUAAUUCUUCAAUUUCUCGGAAACGCGUGGCGCGGGGUGGUGGGGGGAUAUGUUGUUAGCUGCGCCGCUUCCUGCAAAUUUAGUCGCCAUGGAGCCGUACACGGGAGUGCAGCGUGCAUUUUGUGUCCGAGCGUAUUACGAAAACAAUAAAUUAGUGAUUACUACACGACGUUUGUAUCGACAUGAGCACGGUUUACGCCAUUUAAGUGAAGUUCCAAGCGCCAAUGUGAUACGGAAAUGGAUCAGAAUGUUCGAAACAACCGGCUCGAGAGUACCAAUUACAGCUCGUGGUCGCCCAGUUUCUGCAAGAUCAGCGGAAAUUGUGGAGCGUGUUCGUGUUUCAGUUCGGCGAAAUCCGCAACAGUCAACACGUAAGAGAAGUCAGUCUUUGGACAUCAAAAGAACGACUUUGCGACGAAUUUUGAAGCGUGAUUUGCAUUUGAAGGCUUAUAAGAUUCAGAUAGUCCAAGAAUUAAAACCAGAUGAUACCAAUAACCGACUUAACUUUGUCAAUUUGAUGCUCGAGCGGUUCAACAAUUUUGACAACGUGAUGUUUAGUGAUGAGGCCAAUCCUUACUGGCCAUGUGAAAAAGCAAAAUUGUAGGUUCUGGUCCGAGACUAAUCCCCGACGUUUGCAUAAACGUUCACUUCACAGCCCUAAGCUUGUCGCGUGGGCUGGGAUAACGUCAACCGGUAUUAUUGAGCCAUACUUUUUUGGGAACGAAAGAGGGCAAGCGAUGACGGUAAUGGCUGAUUUACACAGGGUCAGUAACUGACUACAAAUUCGAGGCAAGUCAGUGCUGACCCGAAAAAAAACUUGUGUAAACUGAUUUGAAGUCAGUACAGUGGCUCUGACUUGAAUAUUCGGACACGAAUAUUUUAAAGUCAGUUGGCGCCCCCCGCCACCCGCGCAUCCCCGCGCCACCCAAAUAAACCCCGUGUAAACAGACAAGUCAGUGCGUGGUUAGUCACUGCCGCUGCGUUGUAGAGUAACCACGUUUUUUUCGCUGGCGAUAAAAAUGACGCGUAAGCUUAGCGAAGACGAAACCUUAAAAUUGGUGCAAUUAUAUGGCGAAAACGAGUGCCUUUGGGAUAUUAAAUCCCUAAAUUACCGCAAUGAAGAAAUGCGGUCAACAGCGUUGCAAAAUAUGGCUCAACAAAUGCAAAUCGGAGGGCUCACUUCUACUGAAGUAAAAAAUAAAAUUAAAGCCAUAAGGGCUACAUAUUAUUUAGAGCUCGACAAGAUACAAAAAUCCACCAGAUCUGGCGCUGGUGGGAACGUAUAUGUACCAAAAGUCAAGUGGUUUCAAGAACUGGACGGCUUUAUAAAAAAUGCUAUUGUAAAAAGGAAAACAAUGGAUAACUCAGGAACCAGCAACGAUGACGUUGAGUUGGGUGAAGCUGAGGGUGUUGGUGACGGAGCUGAAAAUGUAUGAAGAUCUACUGAAAAUAAUGAUAAUUCUACUGAAACGCCAACUCAAGCCAUCCAGACGCCAGUUCGAAAUUCUGUGACAGCUCCCAAUCAAUCUGGGCCUCCGCGAUCAAAACGCUCCAAAAUAUCUCAGAUGGCCGCCAUGAUAAAGGACUUAAAAAGUGUGUCAAAUGAUGUUAAUAUGUCACCAUUUGAAGAAGAGUCUGACGCUGAUAUUUUCGGUAAACAUGUGGCAGCUCAACUAAAAAAACUGUCUGAAGAAGAAUCUGUUAUUGCACAAGAAGAGAUCCAAAAAAUAUUAUCCAAAGCUAGAUUGGCUGAUAUACAACAAAAGAAGUAUACAGAAAAUGCACACUCUUCAUCCCCUAACUAUUUUAUCCCUAGUCCGGCAGCAACUACAACAAGCAGCACAAGUAGCAUGGGAUUUUACUCCCUGGAGCCCAACCCAAUGACUGCAUCAAGCGACAACACCAUAACAUUUUACCCGCCAGAGGUUGCCGAGCCUGCCACUAGCAACAGCUCUUUAGGAUUUCAUUCUUCCGAUCGAUCAACGAACCCUACAUUUGUGAACCCCAGGCAGGUUAUUAUUACACCCUCAGGUUUGAAUUACAGCACCACGAUCAACGAAGAAGCUGAAAGUGAAAAUAACACUGCUGUUAACACGAUUAUGCGUUCCUAUGAAAAUUCUUAAUACUAUUUUGAUGUUGUAUUUCUUAAUUUUCUAAUAAUUUAAUAAUAAAGGUUUUCUUACCU
Molecule: messenger RNA, 2507 nt
Organism: Parnassius mnemosyne (clouded apollo)
Lineage: Eukaryota; Metazoa; Arthropoda; Insecta; Lepidoptera; Papilionidae
Source: the annotation of a GenBank genome assembly